AUGAAACGGUAUUUUGAGUACUUGCAAGCAUAUUCAAAAUUAUAUUACAAUGAUUUUAUGAAAAUCGUAUUAUCAUCAUAUACUACUAGAAAAUUAAAUGUUAAAAAAGAAUUGGAUUUCAUCUUUAGUCAUCUUACUAGUGACAAAAUAGUUGAUACCCCCUUCCUCCUUCAUAUUUAUUGGUGGAAAUAUGCUGAUAACGUUUGGAUCCAAUUACAAUUGGUCGAGACGUUUCCAUCUAUUUUCACAAAAGUUCAACUAGAAGGAUCGAUUAUUCAUGGCAAACUUGAUCAAUGCCUUUUCAUACAAGCAAUUAAUUUGUUAUUACAGAAGAUUUAUGAUGAGGAGGAAUAUGAGCAAGAUCUUGAUAUUCUUUUGUCUCUGGUUUAUAGGAUUAAUGAUACAACUAAUUUGACGAACCUUCCUUUACUACUUGGAUUUGAAUUAGCAAAGUUAAAACCUUAUUUCAAGUAUUCAGUUGAACCUUUUUUGAAACAUGGAGAUCUGGCAUUGCAACAAUUAUCCUCGUUGCAACAAAUAACUUCUAUAGCAUUUCUAAAGGAAUUCGUACAUAAAUUUUGGGAGAAUUAUAUGCAAAAAAACAAUUCUUUAUCUAGAUCAUUAGUCAAAGAGAUCAAUGAUUGCAUGAAAAACAAUCAAUCAUUUAUCCAAUCUUUGAAAUCCUAUUUUUUAAUAGGCAUAAAGCAAUCCGACCAAUUAAAAAAUGUAUUCCCGUGGAUUGAAAAUGAUACCGAUAAUGAAACAACUUACCUUCCGAGACUCUGGGAAUCUACAAAGAUAGCGAAUUUUGAAGAUUUCUAUUCUUUUUAUGAUUGCAACUUUGUUCAAAAAAAUUCCAAUCUGAGCUUGUAUUUCUUGGAUUUUGGUCUGGGUUUAUGGGAUAAUGACAUUAAAGAAGAAGUUGUUAAUCAAUCUUUCCCAACUUGCCUAUUGGCAUCUAAUACAAAUUAUACUUAUGCCUUCAUCGUUAAUGAAAUCAAGAGAAUAAAACCGCAAAUUAAACCGCAAAUUAAACCGGAUAAAAAAAAUUAUGGAAGAAGGCAACGUUCUUCACGAUAG
Funneliformis mosseae is the source of this 1080-nucleotide messenger RNA. The record is from the annotation of a GenBank genome assembly. Lineage: Eukaryota; Fungi; Glomeromycota; Glomeromycetes; Glomerales; Glomeraceae.